Molecule: messenger RNA, 458 nt
Organism: Sciurus carolinensis (gray squirrel)
Lineage: Eukaryota; Metazoa; Chordata; Mammalia; Rodentia; Sciuridae
Product: calcipressin-1-like
Exons: 3
Coding region: 1-426 (141 amino acids)
Source: RefSeq, a predicted model, not a curated record
AUGGGCAAAAGAGGUAGCAGAGGCAGAACCCUCCGGAGCUCCGCCCUCGGGGCUGGACGGGCGCCACACAGGCUUUCUGCCCCUCCCGCGCUGGACGCGGGCGUGCAGGGAGGGCGUUCGGAGUCCGCGCGUCUGGAAUCUUGGACGCGUGACCGGCCGGCUCAGAGCGGCGGCGGAAGCGGCCGAGGUGCUGGGGCGGCCCGCGGUGACGCUUCGGCCCUUAGCGCCCUUCUCCGGGGCGGCGGCGACUGGAGCUUCAUCUGCUGGGAGAAAGAGGAGGUGGACCUGCAAGAUCUGCCCAGCGCCACCAUCGCCUGCCACCUGGACCCCCGCGUGUUCGUGGACGGCCUGUGCGGGGUUUAUGGCAGCCAGUUCCUUUUUCUGAUGAAAUUGAAGUUGACUUUAAUAAGCCCUAUGUCAGGGUAACUAUGGAAGAAGCCAGCAAAGGAACACCUUGU